AAAAAAACAAUUUUAAUAUAGCAUUGCAAACAAUUGCAAAUUUAUUUACUAUUGUACACCAAAAUGAAUGAAAAUAAUUCGAAUGAAUUGACCAAAACACAAAUUGAACGAAUAGAAAAAAAUAAACAGCGUGCGUUUACAUUAAGAAAAACUCAAAUGGUUAUCCACCCAUAUUCGAAAAGAGACAUUAUUACUAAAGUUGACAAAGGUACAUUAAAAAUAGGAAAUACAAGGUAUAAAGAUACUGGUGGAGGAUUCCUUCUAGAGCAGGAUAAUAAAUCCAGUGAAUUGACUACAUACACACAUGUUCCACCAGUAUUUGAAUGUGAUAGACCAAUAUGUAAAGAAUGUAAAAAAGUGUUUGCAAACUCAUGGCUUUUCGAUUCAUUUGAUUAUAGUGUGUGCGAUAGUUGCAAAGAUCCUGAAAUACAUAAAUUAAUUACAAAAACUGAUGCAUUGAAUAAAUAUUUAUUAAAAGAAUGUGAUAUCAAUAAACGUGAACCAAUACUUAAAUUUAUUGAAAAGAAAAAUCCACAUAAUUCACAAUGGGGAAGUAUGAAGUUGUAUUUACAAAUUCAGGUAGAACAAAGAGCCUUAGAAAUAUGGGGCAGUGAGGAAAAGUUGCAAGAAGAAUUAAAUGGUAGAGAAGAAAAAAAAGUGGAAGCUAAAAUAAAGAAAUAUCAAAAAGAAAUGAAAAAACUACGGAUGAAUAUGAGGAGUAGUUUGUAUGAUAAAACUUCUGCUAUAUCACACACUCAUGAAUUUGGAUCGGAAUCCUAUAAUGAAGAAGAUGACACAUACACUCACAAAUGUUUAACAUGCUUUUACACAGAAACAUUUGAAAAAAUGUGAUGAAAAAGUGAUCUGAAUGUCAUGUAUUGCUUUGCUAUGGAUUUUAUUAUACUUUAUUUAAACAAUUUGGCCACCAUAAACACUUAUAAAAACA
Molecule: messenger RNA, 946 nt
Organism: Agrilus planipennis (emerald ash borer)
Lineage: Eukaryota; Metazoa; Arthropoda; Insecta; Coleoptera; Buprestidae
Gene: Xpac
Product: DNA repair protein complementing XP-A cells homolog
Exons: 5
Coding region: 64-852 (262 amino acids)
Biological process (GO): UV-damage excision repair; nucleotide-excision repair involved in interstrand cross-link repair; nucleotide-excision repair, DNA damage recognition
Cellular component (GO): nucleotide-excision repair factor 1 complex
Molecular function (GO): damaged DNA binding
Source: RefSeq, a predicted model, not a curated record